Molecule: messenger RNA, 1581 nt
Organism: Symbiodinium natans
Lineage: Eukaryota; Dinophyceae; Suessiales; Symbiodiniaceae
Source: the annotation of a GenBank genome assembly
AUGGCGCGGCUCUGUGCGCUCGCUGCAUGGCUUUGGUUCUCAGGCGCAGCGAAGCAGCCGGAUCUUGACUUGGGCGCUCUCUUCGAAGGCCUGGGAGCGCUGCAGAAUACCGGCAAGGGCGGCAAAGGAUCACCGCGCGCAGACGCCUGCCCCGCUGGUCAGUCUCCCGUCCCCAAGCUGGACCAACAUUCACGCAUGACUGCCAACGGCUGUGGUCCGCAGGGCCUGGUGGUGAAGGAGCCGCAUGGAUUGUUUCGCUGCUGCAACAGCCACGAUGUAUGCUUUUCUGUAUGCGGGACCUCACACGACUUCUGCGAGGACGAGUUCUCCAAGUGCAUGAAGGAAGUCUGCCAAACUCCGUUAUCUGGAGAGCAUCAGGAGUGCAAGCAACAGGCCCAAUCAUUCUCGUCAAUGACGAAAGUCUUUGGCUCAGGCUUUCACAAAGCCUCUCAACAAGAUUCCUGCCAAUGCGUUCCCAAGGACGAGGCAGGCCAGAAGCACAGGGAGUACUUGGAAACUUUCUACAGACUGUACAACGAGUCCAUGCUGGACACGCAGACUUUAGAGUCGCAGCUCUCCCAGUGGAAGGGCAAAGAGGCCGAGCUGUAUUUCGACCUGGUGAAGCGGUACGGCCACCUUUUUGUGCAGUUCGACGAUGUUCCAAAGGAGUUUGUGCACAUUCCUGAGGCAGGGGCAGGGGCGAUCCACCGCUCGCAAGAACGUGCUUCUGCCCAGCAGGAUAGCGAGCUGAGCCGAAGCCGCUUGCCCUUUUCCCGCUGCCUGCCAGUUUCCCCGGAUGCAAAGCAUCUCAUGGCAUGCUCCGCAGCGCAAGCAGAUAAGAUGAGCAAGGUGGCCGUAAGUUUUCUCACGGAUGAGCGAACUGAGUGUUGGUUCAUUCGAUGCACCUCUUGGCAUGUCCGCAAAGACCAGGCCGCCGGCAUCUUCAGGGGAUCCCCGAAGUUCUUGAACAGCAACCAGGUUCUGCUUUACAGAGGCAGUGAUGAAGAUCAAGACGGCCCUUGCUGGAAGCUGUCUUGGAAAGAAGAUGGCGAUGACGAUGAGGACAGUGACGAGGCGAAUGACCGCAUCUUGUUGGAGCACCUGUGGUCUGCAGAGAACGUGAAGGACGAAGUUGCGGACCACAAGAUAGGGUGGGACUUCAGCCAGAAAGGUGGGACCCCCUCUGCUCCGCCGACUGGGUCCUGGACGUCCGAGAGAGGCGUGGGAAUUUGGGGAAGCCCGGGCAAGAACCCGGUUUACGUCACGAAGAUUGACAAUCCGCCUUUGACACUGCUUCUUUCAGCCCUGGGGCUGGCCAAGAAAUACAUCGUCGAGUACAUGGUGCGGUGGCUGAUGGAGGCAACGUGGGAAAGGCUGACCGCACAGACGUUCGAACAGAUCCUUUCCACAGCCAUUCUGUUGGACAUUUCCCCAUUACGCAUGCGAUGUCUGCGAUUUGCCGAGACUUGCAGCGAGAUCCGCUCAAGGUACGACGGAGGCAACAUCACAGAGCCUUUAGUGUCAUUCGAGCUGCAGGCAGUGUGGCCACAGCGCGAAACGAAGCGUCGCCGCGUUUUCUGA